Cuscuta campestris is the source of this 1800-nucleotide messenger RNA. NCBI's taxonomy places the organism in Eukaryota, Viridiplantae, Streptophyta, Magnoliopsida, Solanales, Convolvulaceae. The record is from the annotation of a GenBank genome assembly.
UAACUCUUUUUCCUCUUCCCUAAUGCUUUUAGGUUCUUUGAGCACUUUUUUAUUCCUCAACUCUAUAGCAUUAAGGUUCUCUUUAGGGUUGGGAAAGGGUUGAGAAGGCAGCCUAUUGUUCAUUUGAGCUUGCAUAUUACUAAUCAAAGUUUCAGAGGCUGUUUGUCUUUCUUGAAGUUGCUUAAGACUUAUGUCAACCGAAGUAAAUUUAUCAUCCAUCUUUUUAAGCACUUGUUCUAACAUCUGGGUUGCCCUAUCUUGCUGGGGAGGUGGAUUAUUAGAAAAAUUCAGAUUAUUACCCCUCGGAGGACCAUAACGCAGAUUUGGAUGGUCUCUCCAACCCUCGUUAUAAGUGUUAGAAAAAGGAUCAUACUUCUUUUGGUUGUUAUUAUUGAAAAACAAAGCAUUGACUUCAGGAUUUUGGAGUGUUGGACACGCAUCAGUAGGAUGUCCUUCCAAGCAACACACUCCACAAGGUUUACCCUUACUACCCCCUAUAUUACCCACAACAAGUUUAGAAAUAGCAUCAGUUAAGGCAGAAAGCUUAUAUUCUAAAGAAGAUGAAUUCCCUAUCUCACUAACCGGCCUCACGACAGUAUCUCGAGUUCCAAAUUGUUGGGUAUUUUGGGCAAUGGUAUUAAAAAGCUCCCUCGCUUGAGCAGGGGUUUUGUUCACUAAUGCACCACCGCUAGCGGCAUCAACAAUGCCCCUCUCGGUAGGCAAGAGUCCUUCAUAAAAAUAUUGGAUUAACAAUUGCUCAGUUAUUUGAUGUUGAGGACAUGAACAAACAAGCUUAUUAAAACGCUCCCAAUACUCAGAAAAGUUCUCCCCAUUCAAUUGUUUAACCCCACAAAUCUCUUUCCUAAUCGACCCAAUCCUAGAUGCCGGAAAAAAUUUCUCAAGAAAAGCUUUAUGAAGGUCGUUCCACGUGGUGAAAGAUCCAGCUGGCAUAUAGUAAAGCCAAUCUUUGGCCUUAUCGGAAAGGGAAAAAGGAAAGGCUCUAAGUCUGAUUUGGUCUGGAGAGACUCCUUCAGGCACCAUUGCACCACAAGUGAUCAUAAAUUCAGAUAUGUGCCUAAAAGGAUCCUCUCCAGGAAGACCAUGAAACUUAGGAAGUAAAUUGAUAAAUCCAGAAUUAAGUUUAAGGGGUUUUUCCAACUCACCAUAAGUGAUGGAAAUAGGUUGAAUGGUCAAGUCAGAUUUCCAUGAACUUCUCAAACCAAUGACGUUUUUUCUAUUCACAUAGAAAAACACAACGUAUUUUCAAUAGAUCAAGAAUUGUUUAUUGCACUUAAACAAUCUCAAUUUAAAGAAAAUGGAAAACAAACAUAUAACCUAACAAAAUCACUUUAUAACGAAUUCUAAGGAAAAUGAAUCAACUUAUGGGGCUAAGAAGUCCAAAAUCCUUAAAAUCAACGAACACAAGCACAACAAAGAAACACGUAUGAAUUCGGAGUUUAUUUAACUAUCUUAUGGAGCUAAAAUAGCUUCAACAAAAACCGAAUUCUACAUAAAACCUACUUAUGAAUUUGAAACAAUUCAACCAAUUUAACAACAACUCGUGCAAUAAUUGAAGUAAAUAAGAAAGAAUCAAUUCUCAUUCAUAAGGGAUUAUAUAUGAACAUUUAAAACAAGAACAUACACCCAAAAGAACACCAACCGUUAUAUUUUUUUGCCAGAUUUUUUUACAUGAACAAGUAACGAAAAAAAAGUGAUAAAUUGGAAAAAAAACAACACUUGAACAUAGAAACAACAAAAGAAUUGAAAAUUUAAAGGGUUGACUUCCGGAUUAAGUCCGGA